This is a messenger RNA of Clupea harengus (Atlantic herring), 1341 nucleotides long. Its product is annotated as EH domain-binding protein 1-like. The record is from RefSeq and is a predicted model, not a curated record. NCBI's taxonomy places the organism in Eukaryota, Metazoa, Chordata, Actinopteri, Clupeiformes, Clupeidae. The annotation marks the transcript as partial. The transcript has 6 exons.
CCGAGCCCCAUCCCCAGCCCAGUGUUGGGAGGGAAGCCCAACGCCAGUCAGUCUCUGUUGGCCUGGUGUCGCGAGGUGACCAAGAACUACCGCGGCGUCAAGAUCACCAACUUCACCACGUCCUGGAGGAACGGCCUGGCCUUCUGCGCCCUGCUCCACCACUUCAGGCCAGCCUCUCUAGACUACAAGUCGCUCAAUCCUCAGGACAUUAAAGAAAACAACAAGAAGGCCUACGAUGGCUUUGCCAGCCUGGGCAUCUCGCGGCUGCUGGAGCCCUCGGACAUGGUGCUGCUGGCUAUCCCGGACAAGCUGACGGUGAUGACCUACCUGUACCAGAUCCGGGCCCACUUCAGCGGCGAGGAGCUCAACGUGGUGCAGAUCGAGGCCAACAGCAGCCGCAGCACCUACAAGGUGGGCGACUUCGAGACCGACACCAACAGCUCCAUCGACCAGGAGAAGUUCUACGCCGAGCUGCACGGGGUGACCCACGACGAUCAGCAGCCCACCGCCGAGACCAACGGGGCGGGCAAGGGGCAUGGGGAGGAGGCAGAGGCGAUGGAGGAGGAGGAGGUGUCUGCGACCUCCGCCGUGCCAGCCAGGGUGCUCUCCAGCAACCCGGCCUCCUCCUUGGCCAUGCCCGCCGCUGCCGAGCGUCCGACCCACCCGAGGACGGCGGCCGUCUCCGGCGCAGACGCUAGCGGCGCCAGCCGACCCUCGCCAGAGCCGCGGCAGCAGCUGCUGAAGGCCGACACGCUGGACAUGGGCGACCUGCCCCAGAGGGUGGAGAGGCGGCAGCACGAGGCCAGCGACGGCGGCCCCUCAGACAGGGACGCAGACAAGGGGCCGCCGCAGUGGCCCGCCGAGCCCAACAGAGGGGCCCCUGAGCAGAGCUCCCCGAGACACCAGCUGGGGCCCUCACAGCCCCACAAGCUGGGCUUCACCUACAACCGCGACGCCGACCUCAUCAAGAAGAAGAGGGCCAGUCUGAGGCACUCGGAGUCGGACACCACGUCGGAGAGCAGCGCGCCGUCCCCCAGAACCACACCGACACCCCCGCCGCCAGGCCAACACUCACACAGGAGGCUGCACCUGUCCCAUCUCCCAGCCCCCCUGAGGAGAAGGUUUUGUCCUGUUUUUACUGCAGCUCUUUCUCAUUCUCGUUCUCGUUCCACCCCAUGCUGCUCUGCCCUCCUCUGCCCACAGAAGGUGCUGUCUCGGCAGGAGGAGCUGAAAGAGAGGGCCAGGCUGCUGUUGGAGCAGGCCCGACGAGAUGCUGCCAUGAAGGCCUGCAGCAAGCACGCCGCCCAGACCACUCCUGCACGGACGCCGCAGAUCACAGAC